Molecule: messenger RNA, 781 nt
Organism: Saccostrea echinata
Lineage: Eukaryota; Metazoa; Mollusca; Bivalvia; Ostreida; Ostreidae
Exons: 2
Coding region: 1-714 (237 amino acids)
Source: RefSeq, a predicted model, not a curated record
AUGAAGUCUACAAAACUUUUGAUAUUGGCGACUGGUUUUACCACUGUAGCACUCUUGUGGUUUCUGCACAAAAGGAAAUACAUUUUGUUUACAAGGACUUUAAUCCCCGAAAGAAUUAUUCGUUUAUUUUGUACUUUCAAAAAUGAUGAAGAUGACGAUGAUACAAAAUUAUCUUCUACAUCUUUAUCUGAUGAUGACAAUGAAGAGGAACUAAGUAAUGUUAAUUUUGAGGACAUGCCACAAACGGACGAUGUUGAUAAUGAUGUCGAUGACGAUAAUGGUGACGAUUUUGAGGAUAAAAAUCCAAACGCCACGGAAAAUGUUGAAAUAAUCAACUCUGAAGUUACUUUUGGUAUUGAAAACGCUUCCACUUGUGUACUUUCCUCUUCAACUGAGAGUUUUGACCUUAACUGGGGAGACACAUCCUCAGGAUCUUCUAUCAAUGGUGAGAGAGUGACCCAGACAAUGGAGUCUGGAAUCAAAGUAGACACUGACAAACAACAGUUGUCUCUGAAUGAUCAGCUCUCUUCUCCUGUUGUUCAGACACUUCUUACCAAUAGGAAAAUAGUACAGACAGAAGACGAAAAACCUCGACGUAAAGACGACUUUCCAUUUCUGAUGGGCGGAUCAGCUGUGUGUGAAUAUAUAGGAAGAGGAUAUCGACAUGUUGUUUCAAACACCGGAGAACUUAAUGUCAAUAAUUCUCCUGUAUAAAUGUGUGAAAUAAAUGAAUAAUAAUAAUAAAACAAGAACGAAAUGAAAAAAUCUUAUAAUUAUCUUU